CCGAAGAACUUACCAAAAAAUGUCCAAAUAUCUAUCGUACCUCUGGCUGGUUCUGCUGUGGAGCGGCACGUCACAUGGAGAUCACUUUGAUGAGUGUGACGGAAUGGCCGACGAGUCGUUUGUCCAAAGCUUAGACAGCUGUCAGUCCUAUGUGUACUGCAUGGGCGAGGACUCGCAGAAGGGCGACUGCGAUGAUGGUGAAUACUUCGAUGCCGAGUCGGGGGGCUGUGAUGAUGCUGCCAAUGUGCAGUGCUUUCUGGACGAGGUCGACGAGCCGGAGCUGGAGCCGGAGCCGGAAGAGGCAGAAGAGGAGGAGCUCACACCAGCCACGGCACCUCCAACGGAUCCAGCACCAGCGGUGGACCAGUCAUCCGAAGUGGAUAUCCUCAACAUUGCGCCGGUGGUGAAGCCCAAUUGUCCGAUCAGCGACGACCCCAGCCAGGUCAUACUCAUGGCCAGCAACGAAUCAUGCACAAAUUAUUAUCUGUGCUAUCACGGACAUGCCAUGGAAAUGCACUGCACCAACCAGUUGUACUUCAAUGCCCUCACCGGGCAAUGCGACCACGCGGAGAACGUUCAGUGUGCGCUGGAAGAUCCGCGCGCUCACAAAUGCCUGCCCCAUAUGACAGAGUUCUUUCCGCACCCGGACAAAUGCAAUUACUUCUAUUACUGCAUCAAGGGCUUCCUGACAAUACAGCAGUGCCCCUUUUACUAUGGCUGGGACAUCGAGCGAAGGAGUUGUGUGCAGAUAAAUGUGGCGAAAUGCUAUGGAAACUCCCGGCGAACAUACUAUGCCUACAUCAACUGCUCUGGCCAGGACUCGACGUUCUGUGUGGACAACAUCACUUGCAAUGUCGCCUUCUAUUGCAACGAGCCAAUCAUUUCGGGCAAUUCCACUGUUGCGCCGCUUAAUUCAACGUCAACGUCAACAUCAACGUCAACGUCACGAUCGCCGAUCCUCUCCACAGCCUCGCCGCUGGAUGUGCGAGAGCAGUGUCAUCAGGGGGUAACCAAAAGGUUCAGCUAUCCCCAGAAUUGUAACUACUUUUACUACUGCGUGGACGGCUUUCUGCUUGUGGAGCAGUGUCCCAUUGGAUAUGCAUUCAAUGCUACGACUGGAGCUUGUGGCGGACGUACCCGGAGCUCCAUGGACUGUACUUUGACUUUUUGGAACGAUACAGAGAAGAUGUCGAAGCUUUGUGUUUUCUUGUUUCUAAUGGGCUUCCUUUUUGGCAGAUGCCAGGCGGACGAAUUUGCCGAGUGCAUUGGCAAUGAUGGGGGCUUUGUUUCCUCUCAAAAGAGCUGCGCACACUACAUUUUCUGUAACGGAAAUGAUUCAUAUGACGGUGAAUGCCCUGACGGCGAAUACUUCAGCUCCGAUACGGAAAUGUGCGAGCCAAUGGGCGAUAUUGAUUGUCGCUCAGGACAGGCUGUGGAGACGGAUAAUACACCAGAAUUAGAUUCCAGUACAGAUAGCUCAACAGUUGUCAAUACCGAAUCGCCUCCUAAUAGUACUCUAGCAGCCGAAUCACUGAACGCCACAUCAACUCCAACGUCCAUCGAUGGACCUGGCAGCAACACGACAGUAUUUGCCCCGAGUGUGGAUAUAAUUGUGACCAGUAUUUGCCCACGAGAGGAUAACAAGAGCCGCAUCAUAUUAAUGGCAAAUCAAAAUUCCUGCACGGACUACUAUGUUUGCUAUCAGGGUGAGCCGUAUUCCAUGAACUGUGCGGCCACCUUGCACUUCAAUCCCCGCACUGGCAAAUGCGAUCAUCCCGAGAAUGUGCGAUGCCUGGCAUCCACAAAUAAUCCCCGGGAGCAGUGCAAACGGCAUACAAUGGAUAUUUACCCGCACCCAGAUAAUUGCAAUUAUUUCUACCAAUGUCGCCUGGGAUACUUAAUUGUACAGCAGUGUCCUUUCUUUUAUGGCUGGGACCACGAGAAGCGAUCCUGUGUGGUUCUAAGCCAGGCCAAGUGCUAUAACCAAAGGAAAUUUCAAUGAAAUGAUAAUAAAACUUUAGUAUGUACUCUAA
Molecule: messenger RNA, 2033 nt
Organism: Drosophila miranda
Lineage: Eukaryota; Metazoa; Arthropoda; Insecta; Diptera; Drosophilidae
Exons: 5
Coding region: 20-2002 (660 amino acids)
Cellular component (GO): extracellular region
Molecular function (GO): chitin binding
Source: RefSeq, a predicted model, not a curated record